AUGUUUAAUCGAUAUGGAAUGUGCUAUAAACGACCAAGUUUACCGUCACCUUUUGUUAUUAUUUCUUAUAUUGAUCAAAUUAUUCUAUUAUAUCUUUAUGCUUGGUCAAUUGUUAAUAAACUACAAUGUCUAAAAACUACUCAAACAGUUGCUUUAUUACAUUUUAUUCAUAGUCAAGACAAAAGACUUCUUCAACAAACUGGAUCAGAUGAAGGAAAAACUCUUAUUUCAAGAUUAACUACUGCAUUUCUGGCACUAUAUGGAUAUGCUAUUGAUAUUGUUUCUAGUAAACGAGAUUCAGUUAUGCAUGGAGAACAAACAUCUCGUUCACUUUUCCAAUUAUUAAAACUUGAGAGUGGUGAUGAUGAUGAUGUUAAUUAUCAAUUGUACAGACAAAAAUUGAAUGGAUCUAAAAGUAGUAUCGUUUAUAGAGAAAUCGGAGCAUUUCAAAGAGAUAUUUUCGAAGUUGAAUUUUAA
Rotaria sp. Silwood1 is the source of this 477-nucleotide messenger RNA. The record is from the annotation of a GenBank genome assembly. NCBI's taxonomy places the organism in Eukaryota, Metazoa, Rotifera, Eurotatoria, Philodinida, Philodinidae.